This is a messenger RNA of Fomitopsis serialis, 746 nucleotides long. RefSeq lists its product as uncharacterized. The record is from RefSeq and is a predicted model, not a curated record. Lineage: Eukaryota; Fungi; Basidiomycota; Agaricomycetes; Polyporales; Fomitopsidaceae. The transcript is spliced from 2 exons. The coding region runs from base 44 to 439 and encodes 131 amino acids.
UUGGCCUUGCUCAGUCCGCAACGAGUUCCAUCGGCGACUCACGAUGGCUGCUGAAUCACCUCCCUCUCCCUCGCGGUCCAAGCCGUCGUCUCCUCCUCCUCCAUACACGGAGGUCGCAGAGCCUGCGCUGCAUGCGCAGUCGAGCAUACCAAUUGGCAGCCCGAACACUCCCAUAGCUUCGCCAUUCCCCACACAUACCGUCUACGGCCCAACGCCCAUCCAGCAACAGACACAGCUCCUGCCAUAUUACGACCCACGCUCUCCCUAUGCCAUGGCAGAGGCGAACAGCCGCGCGCGAUGGAGAUUCAUCACUGCAUUCCUCUGGGCCGUUGCAUUGGUGGGAUUGAUGAGCUUCCUAACCGGAUACGAGGUGUCCUUGCGCACGCGCGACAUGCACCACGGAGGCUGGAUGAGUGGCUCUGACCGUGCAGAGUGGUGACUACUGAGCGCGUGCCGGCGUGUGCACCAAUGAUUGAUGUUUUGAUUGACGACCGUCUGGACGAGCCUUCACGCACUGAAUCCUGUUAUUCUAUCACUUCUUUGUGUUCGUAGACACCGCGGGCAUAGCAUGCUUGACGUCGGAUAUCGCUCGUAUGACGAGAUAUUGCAGGAAGAACAUUACCAUACCCACUUGUAAUCAGGUCAUCUAUCUGCGGAACGUGUACUUUAUAAUCGUUAUAUCUCGCCUUCUCGUACAUAAGAAGGAGACCAUCAGAGCCCAGAAACGGCGCAUACAAUCGAUCCAC